GGCCCCGGAGUGCGGCAGGCCCGGCAGGGACGCAGCUGGCGCCGCUGCGGCCGCGGGGGGCGGGGAGGCGGCCGUGAGGAGGCGGAGCUGCGAGGCCGCCCGUCGCCGGGCCGCCGCCGCGGUGCCCGCUCCUCCCCGCGCCGUGCCGCGCCGCGCCCCGCCCGGCCGCCUCGCCUCCUCCGCGGCGGGCCCCCCUCGCAGCUGCGCGGCCGCCGACACCCAGGCAGGCGCGAGCCAUGGAGGGCAACCGCGACGAGGCGGAGAAAUGCGUGCAGAUCGCUCGCGAGGCCCUGAGCGCCGGCAACCGCGACAAGGCCCAGCGCUUCCUGCAGAAGGCCGAGAAGCUGUACCCGCUGCCGGCCGCGCGCGCAUUACUGGAAAUCAUUAUGAAAAAUGGAAGCACUGCCGGAAACAGCACACAUUGCCGAAAACCUCCAGGGAGUGGCGACCAGAGCAAGCCCACCUGCGCCAAGGACAGCGCACCCGGCAGUGGCGAAGGCGGAAAAGUCUAUACCAAAGACCAAGUAGACGGAGUUCUCAGCAUAAACAAGUGUAAAAAUUACUAUGAAGUUCUUGGAGUUACGAAAGAUGCUGGUGAUGAAGAUUUGAAAAAAGCUUAUAGGAAGCUUGCUUUGAAGUUUCAUCCAGACAAAAAUCACGCCCCUGGAGCCACGGAUGCUUUCAAAAAGAUUGGGAAUGCUUAUGCGGUUUUAAGCAAUCCAGAGAAACGAAAACAGUAUGACCUCACAGGCAGUGAAGAGCAAGCUUGUAAUCAUCAAAACAACGGCAGGUUCAACUUCCACCGAGGCUGUGAAGCUGACAUAACACCAGAGGACCUGUUCAACAUCUUCUUUGGUGGUGGAUUCCCUUCAGGUAGUGUACACUCAUUUUCAAAUGGCCGGGCUGCUUACAGCCAUCAACAUCAGCACCGACACAGUGGACAUGAAAGAGAAGAAGAAAGAGCAGAUGGAGGCUUUUCUGUGUUUAUCCAGCUGAUGCCCAUUAUUGUACUGAUCCUCGUGUCCUUGUUAAGCCAGUUGAUGGUCUCGAACCCACCUUACUCCUUAUAUCCCAGAUCUGGAUCAGGACAAACUAUUAAAAUGCAGACAGAAAACUUGGGCGUUGUUUAUUACGUCAGUAAGGACUUUAAAAGCGAGUAUAAAGGAACACUGUUACAGAAGGUGGAAAAGAGUGUGGAAGAGGAUUAUGUGACUAAUAUUCGAAAUAACUGCUGGAAAGAAAGACAGCAGAAAACAGAUAUGCAGUAUGCGGCGAAGGUGUACCGUGAUGAACGGCUGCGGAGGAAGGCGGAUGCUCUGAGCAUGGACAACUGUAAAGAGCUGGAGCGGCUGACCAGUCUCUACAAGGGGGGAUAAGCUGGGAGUCCUACCCACGCCUUUCCAUGUACUCUGUCUUUUCUGUAAAUUUCAUUUCGCCAUGAAGCCGAAGAAGAUUUGAUUAAAGACUAAGCUGAGUAGUUGAUUUCUGAAAUCUUGGACUGUUAAUGAUCUACUGGCUCAUUUCAACAGUAAGAACUGAAAACUAAAUAUUUUAGUAUGCUUCUGCAAUUACUUUCCCUUUAAAAUCUUACAUGAUUCCUUAUGAUGUCUGGAGAGGAUUGUCACACCUGUAGCAAUUGCCAGUUUUAGUGAUUCUCCAUUAUUCCUUUGCCCUGUAAAUAUUUUUAGAAUGAUUUUGUGUAUAUAGGAGCGCUUGCCUUUUAUUUAAAUUAUUUUAGCAUUUAGUUCCAUGAGACAUUUCGUUUAGGGUGAUGGAAUAAAUGUCUAUGACACAGUCACACUUCCCAUUAGGUGACUGGGUGUGUGGAGUUUAAACAAUGAAUUUUUUUUUUUCAAAAAGGAAAAACAAAACUUUAUGUAAAAUCUGAUAUCAAUGUAGAAGGAAUUGGCAUUUUUAAUAAUGUUCUUAUAUUCCAGAGUCUGUAAUGAGAUAAAUGAACUGGUGUAUACUAUCAGUGUGCUCUUUAGUCUUAUGAAAUGCUAAGCCAUACAUAGGAACAAAAUGCUGUAAGAUAGAUUUUAAAGAAAAUAUGACGAUAAAUAUUAUGCUAAAUGAGUUUUCAAUGGUAAGUUGCAAUUUUUCCAUUUACAAUUCCGGUAAUUAAAAGUUAGCCGCAAAUGUU
This is a messenger RNA of Onychomys torridus (southern grasshopper mouse), 2143 nucleotides long. RefSeq names its product DnaJ heat shock protein family (Hsp40) member B14 (gene Dnajb14). The coding region runs from base 237 to 1376 and encodes 379 amino acids. The transcript has 8 exons. The record is from RefSeq and is a predicted model, not a curated record. Gene Ontology annotation, molecular function: Hsp70 protein binding. Lineage: Eukaryota; Metazoa; Chordata; Mammalia; Rodentia; Cricetidae. Gene Ontology annotation, cellular component: endoplasmic reticulum membrane. Gene Ontology annotation, biological process: cellular response to misfolded protein.